This is a messenger RNA of Amphimedon queenslandica, 3250 nucleotides long. RefSeq names its product vacuolar protein sorting-associated protein 18 homolog. Lineage: Eukaryota; Metazoa; Porifera; Demospongiae; Haplosclerida; Niphatidae. The transcript has 25 exons. Gene Ontology annotation, molecular function: protein-macromolecule adaptor activity. Gene Ontology annotation, biological process: organelle fusion; intracellular protein transport; endosome organization. Bases 16 to 3096 code for a protein of 1026 amino acids. The record is from RefSeq and is a predicted model, not a curated record. Gene Ontology annotation, cellular component: endosome; HOPS complex.
CCCGCCCCUUUCAAAAUGGCAGAGGAUCUACUGUCUCGUUUCGACGACUACAGCAGCAUCGGAGGGGCGGGAGGAGGAAUGGGAGGUCUGGAGGGACAGAGAAGAGAGAGAUCUCUAGGCGGAGGAGUCAAUCCUUUUGGAGACGUGGUGGUAGAGGGAGGAACAUACCGUCAACAAUCACAAGAGAAACCAGUAGAAAGGAAGGCACAAGAGUACCCAAUACUGAGACGACAGGACAUCACACGGAUCCGCAUUCCUAGUCACAUCACUCAUGUCGUUGUCAGUAAUAAUCUCCUCACGGUCGCUGUAUUGGGCAACACUAUAUAUAGGUUUGAUCUUAAGGAAGCUAAGCCUCCAGAGAUGUGUGAGAUUAAGAGAGAUGACGAUGUGAGGAUUCAUAAGAUGUUCCAAGAUCCAAAGUCACAUCAUCUCCUCGUCUGCAUGGAGUCAAAGGAGAUGUACCACAUUGCAAGGGGUGGGGUCAAGAAAACCCAGCCACGCCUCCAGCCAAGGCUCAAAGGUCAUCUUGUGGAGAGUGUUGCUUGGAAUAAACUGGAGAUUUCAGAACACAGCACUGGGGCUAUACUACUGGGCACUAAUAAUGGUGUGAUAUGUGAGGCACAGGUACAGGUUGAUUCUAAGAGGAGCAGUUGUACCGAAUUGUAUCAACUGAUGCCUGACAUGACAGGAUCAGCGGAAUCAGUCACUGGUCUGCUGAUGGAGCCGUUCCCAAAGUACAAUGACAAAUGGUAUAUACUAGCAACAACUCCGUGUCGGGUGUACCAGUUCAUUGGACAUAUCAAUACUAAGAAUGAGCCUCAGUUUAUGGAACUAUUCUCAUUUUAUAACGAUCAAGUGAAAGUUCAAUUUCAAGAGAUCCCUGGGUCACUCAAGGACAGUAAACUAUGUGUCUGGCCUCCUCACUCGCCAGAGCCCCCUAUAGCCUUUGCUUGGCUCACCGGAGCAGGCGUGUACUAUAGCACUCUAGUGUUUGGGGACCAGCAGCCAGGAGAGACACUCUUCCUUGAGAAAAACCUCAUACCUUAUUCAGCAGUGGCUGAGACUGGGGAAGAUAUAGUAAUUGAAUGGGAUCAAUCCGACCUUGUUCUACCCAUUGGGCUAGCAUUGACCAAAUUUCACUGUGUCCUGCUAUACAGAGACAAAAUUGUUGCUAUAUGUCACCUCAACAAUAAGAAGGUUUUUGAGGAGCCAUUUAACGCAAGAAGGAAUGGUCCAUUGCUUGCUAUGUCUACUGAUCCUGUAACUCGUAAUAUUUGGACUAAUGCUAAGAUGAAUUUAAUGAUGUACUCACCUCAUGCCGAAUCAAGGAAUGUUUGGAAGAUUUAUCUUGAUCAGGAAAAGUUUGACCUUGCACAGAAAUAUGCAGCUGAUGAUCAACAGAACCUUGACUCCAUAUUGAUAAGACAAGCUGAGCAUUACUUCACUAAAGGAAGGUAUGAAGAUGCUGCCAUUGUUUUCUCUAGAAGUCGUUUGUCAUUUGAGCAGGUUACUCUCAAGUUCAUGCAGAUCAACAAGAAGGAAGCCCUCAAGUUAUUCUUGAAGCGUAAAUUAGCCUUACUCUCUCCUAAAGACCUCACCCAGAGGACAAUGCUCAGUACUUGGCUGACAGAGCUAUACCUCAAUGAGUUAGGGAACCUCAGCGACGAGAGAAACAUGGAAGCUUACCUCAGACUCCAGAAAGAGUUUCAUGACUUUCUUGACCUGCCAGAGCUUAAAAAAUGUUUUAGCGAUAAUAGCAGGACAAUUUAUGAUCUGAUGGCAAGUCAUGGAUCGACAGAUGACAUCAUAUACUUUGCUAAAACAAUGAGAGAUUACGAUAAGGUGAUAACUCAUUACAUACAGCAGUACAAAUAUGAAGAUGCUCUUGAUAUACUCACAGAGCAGGCAGCCAUGGCCCUCCAUCAUCCAGAAAAGAAUGAAAGGAAGAUACUGUUUCAGAAGUUUGCCGGUUUCUAUUACAAGUUCUCUCCAGUUUUUGUGAAGCACAUACCAAUGAAGACAGUUCAGAGCUGGAUAGCAGCAGGAAGGUAUCUCGAUCCAAAGAAACUCAUCCCCUCACUGAUACAACCACGACAGACAGAUGAAGCUCUUCAAGAUGAACAGAAUGCAGCUGCUAUCAUUUAUCUUGAGCAUUGUGUGAACUCACUCCAGUCUGAAGUCAUGUCAGUUCACAAUUUCCUCAUUUCCUCUUACGCCAAUAGCAAGGAAGGGACUGACCAUCGUAAGCUUAGGGAGUACCUCAUCAACCAAUCAAAAAGUGGUUUUGCUCCUCUUUAUGACCCCCACUAUGCUCUGAGACUGUGUUUGGAUAAUGGCCGACUCAACGUCCCUUGUGUCUACAUAUACUCUGCAAUGGGCCUUUAUGAGGAGUCUGUAUCACUGGCUUUAAAGUGUAACGAGGUUACUCUUGCUCGUACUAUCAUCAAUGAGAAUGCAAUGGUUAGAAAAGACACACAGCUACAGAAGAAGCUCUGGCUAAUGAUUGCCCAGCAUGUCAUCAAAGAAAAGAAAGACAUUAAAGGGGCGAUGCAGUUUCUAAAGGAUUGCAAUGUCCUCAAAAUUGAAGACAUUCUCCCUUUCUUUUCUGAUGUUGUCACCAUCGAUCAAUUCAAGGAUGCCAUAUGUGACUCAUUGCAAGAGUACAACUCACACAUUGAGCAGCUCAAGAAAGAAAUGCAAGGAGCCACUGAGAGUGCUAGAAACAUUCGCUCAGACAUUCAAGAAAUACGUAACAAGUCCGUUCUUAUCAAGUCGAGUGAAAAGUGUAACGUGUGUCAGGGUCGGUUGCUCUCGCGUGCUUUCUACAUGUUCCCUUGUCGUCACACUUUCCAUCGUGAUUGUCUCACCGAUGUCAUAGCAUCUACUCUCUCUGCUAACGAGACUCGUCGGAUGAACUCACUAAUACAUUUGGCAGAAGAAUCAAGAGAUUUGAAAGAAAGAGAAACUAGCAAGCACCAGUUGGAUCAGUUGAUAGCUAAUGAUUGUCCUUAUUGUGGUAUGAAGAUGAUCUGGUCCAUAUCCCUCCCUUUGAUACCAAUACGAGACUUAGACCAAUUAAUAGAGUCCUGGAAUUAGUUUAUAAUAACAUGACACUGCUACUGUUUGUUAAUUGUGUGACUUUCAUAUUAUAGUAAUACUUAUUAUUGUUUUGCUUUAAUUGUCAUCUUUUGUGUGCAAGAAUGAUUGUAUUAUAUAAUAAUAAUUAUGUGCAAAAUAUCUGGUACUGCCA